Messenger RNA from Anguilla anguilla (European eel), 3124 nucleotides. RefSeq names its product nudix (nucleoside diphosphate linked moiety X)-type motif 1 (gene nudt1). The transcript has 4 exons. The record is from RefSeq and is a predicted model, not a curated record. The coding region runs from base 252 to 722 and encodes 156 amino acids. Lineage: Eukaryota; Metazoa; Chordata; Actinopteri; Anguilliformes; Anguillidae. Gene Ontology annotation, molecular function: 8-oxo-7,8-dihydroguanosine triphosphate pyrophosphatase activity. Gene Ontology annotation, biological process: DNA protection.
AUUGCUUUUCCUGUUUCCAGCCGAACCACUUUGACUGUAGUACACAGUUAUCACAUGGUUUGUUCUAAGUGCGCGAAGCAGAUACCGCGGGAAAGAGUACACUGUUGCAAUUGCACACUGUAAUGUAUUUGGGAUGCUGAUCAUUUUUACAUAUUAAUAUUGUAAAGUCUCUGUAGUUUUAUUUCUAACGAGCUAGUAAGUGAUUUUAACAAUACUUAUUUUGUAAACUUGGUAAACGCUGAAAGCAAACAAUGUUAACCUCCAAGCUGUUGACCCUGGUCUUGGUGGUGCAGCCUGGUCGGAUACUUUUGGGUAUGAAGAAAAGGGGAUUUGGCGCGGGGAAGUGGAACGGUUUUGGCGGAAAGGUCCAGCCUGGGGAGACCAUUGAAGAAGCAGCCAGGCGUGAGCUGCUGGAGGAAAGCGGUCUUACGGUCGACUCGCUGGACAAGAUCGGGAACAUCAAGUUCGAGUUUGUGGGAGAGACGGAGCUGAUGGACGUUCACGUGUUCCGGGCCGAUUCGUUCAACGGUGACCCGACGGAGUCUGAUGAAAUGCGUCCGCGGUGGUUCGACUGGGAGUCCAUCCCCUUCGACCAGAUGUGGGCGGACGACCAUCUCUGGUUUCCCCUCAUGCUGCAGAAGAAGAAAUUUUUGGGCUACUUCAAGUUCCAGGGGCACGACGUGAUCCUUCACCACCAGCUGGAUGAGGUGGAUGAGAUCUGAGAAGCACUGUAUAACAACUUUCAGAAGAACCUGUCCCCUGCUCACACUGAAACCGACGCCUACGUUUGUUCCGAAUCCGAUAACGCGGCCACACCCUGCCUCGGCCAGUGGGACCCGUGGGAGAACUGCUAGUUCUGCAGAGCAGAGUUAGCAGCUCUACGGAUACCGUUAGCAGGUGUACGGUAUCCGUAGAGCUGUCCCAUAAUUGUAAGCCAAAACUGUUAGCCUACAUUAUUGGAACCCCACCCUCCAGAAAUUUGAAAGGGUGUAAAUUAACACAUUCAUCCUCUGUGCUCUCUGGCCAGGCCACCUGUUUCAAGUCCGCAGUUCGGUGGUCUGCAGAUGGGCUGCUAUCGUAGGUAGUCCACAGGUGCCCGACUGGUCCCUAUUGCGCCAUAACGAGGGUUAACCUUGCCAGCCGAAGCCAUCCAUUCCUCUUCAGCAUUGUGGCCAGUCAUGCCCCUUUCAUUAAAAAAAGCAUUUAAACUAAUGAAAGCCGAUGAAAAACACAGUAAAGCAGUACUGUAAAAUUUUAACCCUGUGAUUUUUGGAAUGUUUUGUUUUUUCAAAAUUCUAAGUCAGCGUUCUAGAACUCUGUUGCUUUCUAUUACCAGUGGUGAUUGCUACACCAGCAUUAGAAUGUUCAGUUAAGAACAUCCUAAUUACACAUUUGUGAUCUUACACCUUUCAGGGGUAAAUAUGGUCCACUUAAUUUUUGAUGAAUAUCUGUGAACUUUUGGUUCUGUCCCUUGCGAUAUACAAAUUUGAACUCAAACUGGGACCAGAGCUUGGCGGUGAAGUGAGCUGAGAAAAAACAGAUUAGGCUAAUCGGUUCGCUGAAGUGGCUCAUUUUGAUUUAUGAAUUAAGCGUAAGUAACUUUAGUCAAAUUUUCCUAUUCAGAGAGCACUUCAGUUUAGCAGAAUUUUCAACACUCAUUUCUGGAUCAUUUUUCAGGCCUGCCCAAGUGUGAGAGAAUUGGUGAUUAUGAUUGAGAAUCUCUCUUUGCCAGCUAGCCAAUGUGCUGUCACGACCGCACUUUGAAACAAUUAUGAAUAUUUCAGCGACUCAUCCAAAUGUUUGAAUUUGGCCGAAAUCAAAUAUGCACUGAGAAUACACUUUUCAUUCAUCAGUGGGAUAAGUCUCUAAGAAAGCCUUGCAGUUUCAGCCCUGUAGCACAUAGUUGCUACCUCUUAUGAAUGGGAUUGUAAUAUUAUUGUAACUUGGCUCAGGGAUUACAUUGAGCCAUCUUGCAAACUUUGAGAACCACUACUAAAGACAACCAGGUACUUUUGUUGCAACAUUAGACACCUUGGUUGGAAAACAGGAUUGUGCUUGUUUUAAAAGGUGUUCACUGUUUUUCAGGGUGAAUUGUGAUUUAAAAUGCCUUUCAGUACAAGCGGGGUUGGGUCAGUUAGCCAAGACCUUUCUUCUAGCCUAUUGAUUGAAUUUACCCACAGUGACGACCUUGGUCCUUCACUUCACUGUUGCAAUUUUUUUUUCUUUGUUUGAAAGAAAGCCUUUAACAGGUAAUGUUCUUGUAUUUGUAUUUCUUGUAUCAGCUUUAAAAUGGCUGGCCCAUCUCAUAUACUGUACAGAAAUUGAUGUCUGAAAAGAAUUAAACAAAUUUGAGCAUUGUCCAGAAUGCACAGGUGCCAAUCGAGAAUGGGCUAAUUAUGGUUAUGGUUAUUAUGUAGACAUGGAAUCGAAAGUGUGUUAGAUUACCUUAACCCUUUGAAGAGCAAAUUGGUUUAGAAUGAAGUCGGUGUUCUAGAACUCCAUUGCUUUUGCUUACCGGUAGUGGUUGUUACAUCAGCAUUAGAAUGUUCAGUUAAGAACAUUCUAACCACAUAUUUGUUAUCUUACACCUUGAAGUGUUAAAGGGGACAUGAAGCUCCGAAGUCUCUGCAGACCCGUCACCCCCGUCCCACAGGUGGACUCCGCCAUUUCAGAGCAGCCAGCCAGCGGCACAGUCGUAGCAGCGUCCUCGGAGGCAGUUUGUGAAAAUUAAUAAGUUUUGUUCCGUAAUACUCGUUUGAACAUCCCGAGGCAAUAAAGUACAAAAGGACCCAAGGGUUCUUGGUUUUGUAUUUUCCUCCCAAUUCAUUGUCGAGCUCAUUGAAAGUCAGCAGUCUAGUAAUAGGAGUAGCAUGAGCUGCCAAGACAAACCAACCUAGUGAUGUCACAACCUAGCUUGUUCCAAGAUGGCUGCACCCUAGUGCUAGUAGUUGCAAAAAAAAGCUAACUUUAUUUUUCCAGCAAAUACUGGUGAAUUUCAGAUUUGAAUGCAGGGCUAUAUUUUAUUUUAAGGUCAAAAACAAAUGAACCAGAGAUGCAUUGCUGAGUGCUUCACAUCCUGUUUAUGUCAGCAAUUUAUUCUCUAAAAUAAAAUGAGAAACACUAA